Molecule: messenger RNA, 3074 nt
Organism: Octopus bimaculoides (California two-spot octopus)
Lineage: Eukaryota; Metazoa; Mollusca; Cephalopoda; Octopoda; Octopodidae
Product: UBX domain-containing protein 7
Biological process (GO): proteasome-mediated ubiquitin-dependent protein catabolic process
Cellular component (GO): nucleus
Molecular function (GO): ubiquitin binding
Source: RefSeq, a predicted model, not a curated record
AAUGAUUGGUUUUUUUUUUUUUUGUUGUUGUUUUCUUUUAAAGAAUGAAAUAAUUUGCCAGACCCUUUAGUGAACAAUUUUAAAGAUAAAUAUAACACAUAAAAUGCACCCAAUACACUCUGUAAGGUGGUUGGCAUUAUGAAAGGCAUCCGGCCAUAGAAACCAUGUCACAAGAGACAAUGAAGCCUAGUGUGGUUCCAGGCCUUGCUAGCUCCUGACAAAACAUCCAACCCAUGCCGGUAACGGAAAAUAAACAUUAACUGAUGAUGAAUCAGUAAUAUUCAGAUGGAUGUGGAGGUGCAAUGACCCAGUGGUUAGGGCAGUGGACUCGCGGUCGUGGGAUCACGGUUUCAAUUCCCAGACUAGGCGUUGCGUGUGUUUAUUAAACAAAAACUCCAUGAGGCUCUGGCAGGGGGUGGUGGUGGUGACCCCUGCUGUACUCUUUCACCACAACUUUCUCUCACUCUUUCUUCCUGUUUCUGUUGUACCUGUAUUUCAGAGGACCUGUGUCACGCUGAAUCUCUCCAAGAACUACGCUAAGGGUGCACGUGUCUAUGGAGUGCUCAGCCACUUACACGUUAAUUUCAUGAGCAGGCUGUUCCAUUGAUCGAAUCAAAUGGAACCCUCGUUGUCAUAACCGAUGGAGUGCCAUGAUUCAGAUGGAUACAUUAAAUAAGGUGUCACUGCCGAUGUUGGAGAACGGAUGAUAGAAGCAUGCAACGGAGAUCUCCAAAUGGCUGUGGAAAUGCACAUGGAUGGAAACACUAGCAUUAUGCUUCCCAAUUCCGAAAAGGGAAGUACAAGUACAAAAUCAAGUAUUUCAAAUAACACUGAUGAUGUUCGAGCACCAAUUCCUCAAAAGAGAGAAAUUCUUGUUGAAGAUGCACCUGUGUUUGUCCAGAAGAUGAUGAAUGCCGACUCCAUAGGCUUUCGGGGAAGAAGACCAGCAAAGUCUGUUUUUGAUGGCUUCCGAGAUUUCCAGGCAGAGGCACGUCAGCAGGAGGAGAUGCUACAUCGUAGUUCCACAAUAACAUCAAAACACCAAACAUUGGAAGAUCUGUUUCGGCCGCCUAUUGAUCUCAUAUUUAAGGGAACUUUUGCCAGUGCCCGGGAAGAAGGAACCAACCAAAACAGAUGGUUGAUGGUUAACAUUCAAAAUGUUCAGGAAUUUGCUUGCCAAACUCUCAACCGAGAUGUCUGGAGUAACAGUGCUGUUCGAAAUAUUGUGAAGGAGCAUUUCAUAUUGUGGCAGGUAUAUCAUGACAGUGAAGAGGGUCGUAAAUAUAUGCAAUUUUAUAAAGUGAAUAUUUGGCCAUACAUUGCCAUUCUUGAUCCUCAAACAGGUGAAAAAUUAGUGGAAUGGAACAAGUUGGAUCAUAGCAAAUUCUGUGAAUAUGCAGCUGAAUUUUUAUCCCUCCACCCAUCCUUAGAUGGCAGUGUCAGCCCUCCACAUAAGUCUUCAAAACAGGAAAUGAGUAUUGUGGAUGCAAGCGAAGAUGCUCAAAUGCAAGCAGCAAUCAAAGCAUCUCUGGAACAAGAUGCACAUUCUUCGGAAUCUGAGGGUUCAGAGUCAGAAUACGACAUUGAUUUGGAGACCUUUACUGGCUCAGAAGAGGAGAGCGUACCAUCUCCAGUCAAACGGAUUAAAACAUCUGAAAGAAAGUCGCAUGGCAGCUCAAACUUGCUUUCUAAAUUAGAAAAAGUAUCCGAAUCUAAGAACAAAUCAAAACGUGUGCCGUGUACUCAGUCUUCGAGCUCCAGUGCCACAGUUUAUAAGAGUUUAACUACUUUGAAAUCACCCAUCUUUUCAUCUUCACAAACCACUGAAUUACCAUGUUCCAGUAAACAGUCAACAGCCACAACAACGGCAUCAACAACAGCAUCAAGCAAACAAGAUGGCACAGCCAGUAGUAGUAGUUGGAAGGCAUAUCUAGGUUCUAAAGAUGAUCCUGUCACAAAUCUAAUGAUUAGGUUUCCUGAUGGCAACAAACAACAGUUAUCACUUCCUUGUACGUCACCAUUGUUGGCUCUUGAAGAAUACGUAAAAGAGAAAGGAUAUUCAAAUGAAAAAUAUGAACUAAUUACUAACUUCCCUCGUAGAAAAUUAUCAACUUACGACAGAAAUCUUUCUCUGAAAGAUGCUGGUCUUUUCCCUCAAGAUACUGUUUUUGUCCAAGAGAGAUGAUCUUCAGCUGAUGAUUGGAAACCCAAACCACACACAACUUGCAUUGACAAUGUCAAAGCAAAUCACAUGAUUGUCCCUGGGUGGCUUUAAACUGAACACUUUUAGUAGUAACAUGGCACACCUGGGACAAGUUAAUGAAAUAUGAAGACAACAUUUCAUUCUAAAAGAAAGAGAAAUGAAGAUUUUAAAAAAAUAAAAUCCAUUUCCCUGUUUUUCAAAGAAAUCUGGUCAGUUACAUUGAUUUGGGAGGGGGGGUUUCAAAUAACAUGACCAAUUUUUUUUUUUUUAACAAUGGUAAAAUCUUUCUUCCAAGUUGUCUUAAAAAUUUAACUUUGUGCUGCCGGGCCCAAGUUCUACCUAAACGAAAGUUUAUCUUUUAUGGUCCUGUUGUUGAAGCAGCAAGACCAUAAAACAAUAAAUAUACUUUGUGUUCAUUCGGUAAUUUAAAGAUUACUUGAAGCUAAAAUGGGAGAGAAAGUGAGCUUUAGAAAGUAAAAUUAUUAAAAAAAAAAUAUCUGAAAGCAAAGAGCCGAACAAACAAAAUGUGCAAAUUUAUUGUUGGGAUCAAUUACUAUUUCUUGCAACAAAAAUUGCCAAUAAGUUAGCUUUUCAAUUUAAAGUAAAAAAAGAAAUCAGUCAAUUCUGUGCUGACUGAAAGCCUUCACUCACUCCUGGACAGCAUUCAGUGCUAAUGUAGCAGAAUAUAAAACAAUGAAGCUGAUGGACUUCAUCUGCUGCCUUAGAUACCUUUAAACACUGCCUUGAUGUCAUCGUCUGUUGUUGAUUGAUAACAACUGCAGCAGUAUUUUCUAUAUCAGAAAGACGGACAAAAUAAAGAUGAGGUGCUGAGUCAGAUUGUAACAAAUAAAAUCAAAUUUUUAGAAAUUUU